AUGGACCUGAAAUUUGGGAUGAUUUUCCUGUUCCAGACAAUCCUUGGACUCCUGGGAAGGGGUUCACUCUUGUGUCAUUAUAUGUUCCCGUACCUCAGUGGAUCUAGGUCAAGGUCCACGGAUUUGAUUUUCAAGCACCUGACUAUAGCCAACUUGUUGGUCAUUCUCUCAAGAGGAAUCCCAGAGGCAAUGGCAGCUUUUGGGUGGAAAGAUUUUCUCAAAGAUUUUGGAUGCACACUUGUUUUCUAUGCUCACAGAGUGGCGAGAGGCGUGUCCAUGGGCACCACCUGCCUCCUGAGCAUCUUCCAGACCAUGAUCAGUGCCAGCAGCUCCAAGCAGGCAAAGCUUAAAGCGAAAGCCCUAAAGUACAUUGGUCCUGCCAGCGUUCUCUGCUGGAUCCUAAACGUGUGGCUAAAUACAAUGGUUCCUAUGCAUCUGACCGGCAAAUGGAACAAUCAAAACAUCACAAAAACGAUCGAUUUCAGAUACUGUUCUUCUAAACCUCAUAACAAAAACACAGAUUUACUAGUCAUAGUAUUGAUAUUCUCCCACGAUGUUUUGUGUUUGGGACUCAUGACCUGGGCCAGUGGCUCCAUGGUGUGCAUUCUGUACAGGCACAAGCAGUGGGUCCAAAGGAUCCUGAGGAAGAAAGUAUUCCCUAGAUCUUCCCCUUUGACCAAAGCUACCCAGAGCAUCCUUGUACUGGUAAGAACUUUUGUAUGGUUUUAUGCCCUCUCCUCCAUCAUUUAUUUUUAUUUUAUUUGUGUUCAUAAGACCAUUUGGUGGCUGGUGAACACCUCUGCCUUAAUCAAUGUUUUCCCAAUAGCCAGCCCCUUUGUUCUCUGGAGAUGA
Messenger RNA from Hippopotamus amphibius kiboko, 852 nucleotides. Its product is annotated as vomeronasal type-1 receptor 2-like. The record is from RefSeq and is a predicted model, not a curated record. Gene Ontology annotation, cellular component: membrane. Lineage: Eukaryota; Metazoa; Chordata; Mammalia; Artiodactyla; Hippopotamidae. Gene Ontology annotation, molecular function: pheromone receptor activity. Gene Ontology annotation, biological process: G protein-coupled receptor signaling pathway.